UCAAGGUGGAUUCUCGCUAAUCCUCCUUUUCUUUUCCCUUUAUUCACUUUGUGUCCCAGUUUUCUAGGGUUUCUGGUUGUCCAUGGCUUCUGGAGAUAUUGAGUACCGAUGCUUUGUUGGUGGGCUAGCAUGGGCCACCGACAACGAUGCUCUUGAGAAAGCCUUCUCUCCCUACGGCGAAAUCGUCGAAUCGAAGGUCAUCAACGAUCGUGAGACUGGAAGGUCGAGGGGGUUUGGAUUUGUGACCUUCGCAUCGGAGCAGACUAUGAGGGAUGCCAUUGAAGGAAUGAAUGGUCAGAACCUUGAUGGCCGCAAUAUUACUGUGAACGAGGCUCAGUCCCGUGGAAGGGGCGGUGGUUACGGAAACGGUGGAGGCGGAUAUGGCGGAGGAGGGUACAGUCGCGGCGGAGGAGGCGGAUACGGAGGGGGUGGCCGUCGUGAAAGUGGUGGCUACAGCCGCAACGGUGGCGGAGGCUACGGCGGCGGUGGCUACGGAGGCGGUGGCUACGGAGGAGGUGGUUAUGGCGGUGGGCGAGACCGUGGAUACGGAGAGCGUGGUUACGGAGACGGUGGGUCCCGCUACUCAAAGGGAGGUGGUGUUUCGGAUGGAAACUGGAGGAAUUAAGGGUGCGUUAAUUUAUGUUUAGCUGGUUAAAGGGGAGGUUGUGGUUUAUGCCAUGAUCAUGCCCUAGUGUUAUUUUGGGUGUUGGUAUAUCGUUUGUGGUUUGAGUUUCUGUUAUGGUUUCGUGUCCCUUAUGUGGUUCUCGUUUUUGACCUCUGAAUUGUGUACUGGUUGUUUAUAAACAAUCCAUUAAAGAAUUGUCAGAAAUUAUGACCAGAUAGUUUUUACUGAUUUAUGAUUUUAUGUCCUAUGUUGACUCUACCUUUUUCGAUUAAAUAUCUGUUGAACAACAACA
Molecule: messenger RNA, 917 nt
Organism: Gastrolobium bilobum
Lineage: Eukaryota; Viridiplantae; Streptophyta; Magnoliopsida; Fabales; Fabaceae
Product: small RNA binding protein 1-like
Exons: 2
Coding region: 83-625 (180 amino acids)
Molecular function (GO): mRNA binding
Source: RefSeq, a predicted model, not a curated record